Molecule: messenger RNA, 3227 nt
Organism: Temnothorax curvispinosus
Lineage: Eukaryota; Metazoa; Arthropoda; Insecta; Hymenoptera; Formicidae
Gene: Cul2
Product: cullin-2
Exons: 8
Coding region: 660-2918 (752 amino acids)
Biological process (GO): protein ubiquitination; SCF-dependent proteasomal ubiquitin-dependent protein catabolic process
Cellular component (GO): Cul2-RING ubiquitin ligase complex; SCF ubiquitin ligase complex
Molecular function (GO): ubiquitin protein ligase binding
Source: RefSeq, a predicted model, not a curated record
GUGUAGUCCCACGCGCGACCUGACCUGACCGCGGACCCCCCCCCCUCGAGUCCACCACGUCCCGACGAGCGUGUCCCCGAGGAAGAAACCGUUGUCUCUUUGUUCGAAUCGAUAUUUCGCAACGCGAAAGUCGCGAAACCGAGUUACCGAGUACACGCUCGUACGCCCCAGUGGGCAAGCGGCGGUGACGGUGACCACGCGCGCCAUUAGAUUAGAUUCGAGAUUCGAGAUUCGAGGUUUUGAUUUCCAAACGGCUGGAUGUUUACGCGCGCGACUCCGACAACGCCGAGGUCGUUCGGACUGUUUGGAGUGUAAAAGAUUCUUCGCGGGGGACUGCGGGGAGUGUCACCACUGUCACCUUGCCGCGCGCAAAAGUUACGGGGAAACGACGAACGACGCGGGACAGGGGAGAUUUAGAACGGCCGUGAGAGAUGCGUGCGUGUGUGCGGCGUACGCGUGCUACAUACGUGUAGUGUAUUUCACUUUUACGUUAUUUUUAAACCGACGAUGUACAAAACACACGAACAAAGCCGUGUAAACUCAGUCUCUGGUCACGCCGAAGGACCCGACACUCUCGGGAUGUGUUCCCGCCGCGGUUUGUAGUGUACAGUGACCUGUCGUCGUUGUGAUCAAGUUACCAGUAGUUUGUGGAGGGAAGGAUGUCACUAAAACCCAAGAGAGUGGAUUUUAAUCAAACGUGGCACGUCCUACAAGAGACUAUCAAGGGGGUGAUAACGCUGGCAAAUAUCCCGCGUGCUAUAUGGAACGACAGAUUUAGCGACGUUUAUUCCUUGUGCGUUGCGUAUCCCGAGCCGCUGGCAGACCGUUUGUACGACGAGACAAAGAGGUUUUUGGUCAACCAUGUAGACCACUUGCUGGUACAGGUCACGUCGUGGGAUGACAAGUGGGAUUUGCUCCCGGCGUAUUAUCGUGCAUGGACAGAGUACUCGCAGGGCAUUUACUAUUUGCAUAGCUUGUACUUAUACCUCAAUCAACAACACAUCAAGAAGCAAAAGCUCUCCGAGGCAGAACUCAUCUAUGGCACGAGUUUGCACACGAGGGAGGAAGAGUGCCAGGAGCAGAUGGAGAUUGGCGAACUCGGUUUGGACAUUUGGAAGAAAAAGAUGAUAAUACCGCUCAAGGAAAAACUCGUCUCCCUUCUGCUCGCGUGUAUCGACGCCGAUAGAGCGUCGAACGUGCUUGCACCGACCGACGUUAUUUGUGGUGUUAUAGAAAGUUUUGUUCGGGUAGAAGAGCACAAGAUGAAGGGAAAAUUAAACUUGUAUCAAGAAAUUUUUGAAGAGCCUUUUCUAGAGGCUAGUGGAGAAUUUUACACAGCAGAAGCGUCAUCGUUGCUGCAACAGUCGGACGUUACGCGUUAUAUAGAGAAAGUUACAUGGAGACUCGCUCAAGAGGAGGCACGCGCUUACAAGUUCCUUCACAAGAGUUCUGUAGCAAAAGUCAGAGCGUGUUGCGAGGAUAAGAUGGUAGCUGCACAUGUGGAUUUGCUUCAUUCGGAGGCGGAGAUGAUGAUAAAAAAUGAAAGCCGACGAGAUUUGGCUCUUCUUUAUCCAUUAUUGAGGUCGUUACCAGGAGGUUUAGAUCCGCUUGUGCAACAUCUCACUCGUCACAUUACGCUGCAAGGAUUGCAGGCAAUCGGACCUUUGCAAGGAGAAAAUGUAUACAUGCAAUUCGUGGAGAAUAUGUUAAAUGUACAUUCUAAAUAUUCUGAAAUGAUUAAGGAAGUGUUCAAUUCAGAUCAAACUUUUGUGGGUGCUCUCGAUAAAGCUUGCUCCGCCAUCGUAAAUUACAGGCCCGCUCCGAAGCAGCCUGUCCGAGCGCCAGAAUUGCUGGCGAAAUAUUGCGACACUCUACUGAAAAAGUCCCCCAGAGCUGCCUCCGAAAGCGAAAUCGAGGACAAGUUGAGGCGCUCCAUAACCGUGUUCAAGUACGUGGACGACAAGGACGUGUUCCAAAAAUUCUAUUCGCGUAUGUUGGCGAAGCGAUUGAUACAUCAGCAGUCGCAAUCGAUGGAUGCCGAGGAAAUGAUGAUCGACGAUCUGAAACGGGCGUGCGGUUACGAGUUCACGAACAAGCUUCAUCGUAUGUUCACGGACAUGUCCGUCUCGGCGGAUCUCAACGCCAAGUUCACGGCGACGUUGCGGGAGGGCGACGGUGAGAAUCACGUGGGUACCGGUUUCGCGGUUAAAGUAUUGCAAGCUGGCGCGUGGCCGCUCGGUCUACCACCGUCGCCCGGCCCAUUCCACGUUCCGCAGCAACUGGAAAAGUCCAUCCAGGCUUUCGAGGCGUUCUAUCACAUGCAAUUUAGUGGUCGAAAGCUUACGUGGCUGCACCACCUGAGUCAGGGCGAACUCAAGUUCAAUUACUUGAAGAAACCGUAUUUGGUCACCGUACAAACGUAUCAAAUGGCGUUGCUGUUGCUCUUUGAGCAUUGCGACACGAUACCGUGCAAGGAAGCGGCCGCUUCGUUACGUUUAUCGCACGACCAGUUAGUGAAGCAUGCCGCCAGCCUUGUGGAUUGUAAGAUUCUCAACAAGUCCAACGACGGCGAAGUGGAGGAGGAUACCAUCCUCACGCUCAAUUUUAGUUACUCCAACAAGAGAACCAAGUUUCGCAUAACGGGCGUGUUGCAGCGAGAUGCGCCGCAGGAUGCGGAGGCCACACACCGUAGCGUGGACGAAGACAGAAAGAUGUUCUUACAAGCAGCUAUAGUUCGCAUCAUGAAGAGUCGCAAACUAUUGAGACAUAAUCAACUCAUACAGGAGGUGCUGAGUCAAUCGAAGGUUACUUUCGCACCUUCUAUCGGAAUGAUCAAGAAGUGCAUUGAAACUCUGAUAGAUAAACAGUAUAUCGAGCGUACGGCGAAUAGCGCGGACGAGUACUCAUACAUUGCGUAACCUUUUAACGUCUGUCACUAAUUUAUUUCACUCGAGAUGCGUCCCAAACGGCAUUGUGCUGAGUUCUGAUCGGCGAGGCUACGCGACUAAUCAUCUUCAACGAUCAUUGAAAUCUUCGAGGAUACGUAGUCGUCAAAAUAAAGAACACCAGUGAAAGAAAGGAAAUGAGCUCCCAAUGACAUUUAAAAGAUCGGGAAAAGCAUCUUAGACCGCUUAUUCGCUCCUAGGAUCAAUCAAUUAAUAAAUACUUUAAUUAAUUUACUGACUUGUAACAUAUGCACACUGAAUAAAGUUGACGUUACUAUUUUA